Messenger RNA from Striga asiatica, 357 nucleotides. The record is from the annotation of a GenBank genome assembly. NCBI's taxonomy places the organism in Eukaryota, Viridiplantae, Streptophyta, Magnoliopsida, Lamiales, Orobanchaceae.
AUGAAACAAAAAACGGAAAGUAUGUUUGACCUAUCUGUUAUCUGCUAUGCUAUCUCCACUGUUGGAGGUGGAGAGAAAGUGGAUAGGGCGGAGAUGAGGUUUCCAACGAGUAGGUCGGCAACCACCGUCGUAUCCCGACUAGAGAAGGUGGGUAGGACAAGCAAUUUAAGGGAAUUUAACCUCUCCUAUUCCAGAGGAAGCUCCCGCAAUGACCACAACCUUUCCAAUCAAAUUCUCUGCAAAAAAAGAGUGCCAAAUGUAGAGGACACACUUGAAACAAAGAUAGCCUGGAAUGAAAAAGAGCAGCAGACCCAAGCUCAAAAUGGGCACCGAAAUGUUGAGAAAUUGGAUAAUUAG